Messenger RNA from Danio rerio (zebrafish), 935 nucleotides. RefSeq names its product spermidine/spermine N1-acetyltransferase family member 2a, tandem duplicate 2 (gene sat2a.2). Gene Ontology annotation, molecular function: acyltransferase activity, transferring groups other than amino-acyl groups; acetyltransferase activity; transferase activity. NCBI's taxonomy places the organism in Eukaryota, Metazoa, Chordata, Actinopteri, Cypriniformes, Danionidae. The record is from RefSeq and is marked provisional. Gene Ontology annotation, biological process: polyamine metabolic process.
AUUAUAGUCCACGUUGACAUUAGAAUACUCAGGUUUUGCUCCACACUGUGUGUUCUUAUUGUUAACUGCAAGAUGGAUUUCACAAUCCGGGCCGCCACCUUUGAGGAUUGUAAGGACAUUUCUCGGAUGAUACUGGAAUUGGCAGAGUUUGAGAAAGUUUCUGACCAUGUCAAGAUCACACAAAGAGAUCUGGAGCAGGAUGGAUUUUCCAAAAACCCUUUUUUCCAUGGAAUUAUUGCUGAAGUACCAGAACACUUAAAGUCCAGAGAGGGUCAUACCAAGAUCGGUUACUCUCUGUACUUCUACAUGUACAACACGUGGAAAGGUCGAGCAGUGUACAUGGUGGAUCUGUAUGUGAUGGCAGAGUUCAGAGGCAAGGGCAUUGGCAAGGCUCUGAUGACCAAAGUUUCACAGCUUGGUCUGGCUGCUGGUUGCACUCAGCUCAACUUCACUGUGCUGGACUGGAAUAAGUCAUCUCUGGACUUCUACCUGAAGCAGGGCUGCUGGGACGUGACCUCUGAACUCGGCUAUCACUGCAUGCGCUGUGAGGGUGAAGCUCUUCAACACUUGGCACAGGGAGAGCUUUGAACGAUCAAGAACAUUGGUUCCACUCUCAACUACUGUAGGUUACUAAGUUACACAUGGCUAGAUAUGCACAGGAAGGCCGUAAGCUGAAAAAUGGGCACAUUUAAAAAAACAAAACAUUUUGAAUAAAAUAUUGAAAAGUUCAAAUUUGCUUUUAAUUUACUCUAGAUAUGUGACUAAUUUGCAGUAGAACAUUUUAGCUGAAACCUAUAGUUCUUAGCCAUUCAUAAAAAAAUGGCAUCUACUAUCAGCACUUUUAGAUUUAAAAAUCUAAUCGGUGGAGGACAUGACAUACAUUUCUACUGGUCACUUAUGUCAUAUACUAAUAAAAUUUAGUAUUUGUUGAAAAA